GGAGAGUUACGUGAGAGGGGCGGUGCGGGAGAGAGGUCACGUGGUGUCAGAGCGGAGGCGCCGCAGAGUUCUACUUUGUAAAUACUGUUUUUUUUUUGUAUAUACUGUAAAUGAUGACCUCGGUGGCCACAAAUCGUGCCCGGGGCAACUGGGAACAGACAUCAACACAGAACCAGACGCAGCACAAGCAAAGGCCACAGGCUACUGCAGAACAGAUUCGACUUGCACAGAUGAUUUCUGAUCACAAUGAUGCAGACUUUGAGGAGAAAGUGAAACAAUUGAUUGACAUAACAGGGAAAAAUCAGGACGAAUGUGUGAUCGCACUGCAUGACUGCAAUGGAGAUAUUAACAGAGCAAUCAAUGUCCUGCUUGAAGGGAACCCAGACACGCACUCAUGGGAGAUGGUGGGAAAGAAGAAGGGAGUAUCUGGACAGAAGGAAGUAGGUCAGACUGAACCCAGCGAAGAGAACAGAGAAAACAGAGACAGAGAGAGAGAUUUUAGCAGAAGGCGUGGAGGGACACCCAGGAGAGGGCGAGGGGGCAGCCGUGGGAGAGAGUUCCGGGCGCAGGAGAAUGGUUUGGAAGGUGGUAAGACUGGAGGGUCGUCGGGCAGAGGAACUGAACGGGGGCGCCGUGGACGUGGAAGAGGCAGAGGGGGCUCUGGAAGAAGAGGUGGACGGUUUUCUGCACAGGGCAUGGGGACCUUUAACCCUGCAGACUAUGUAGAGCCAUCCAGCACAGAUGACGGCUAUGGGAACAGCAGCACAUGGAACAACACAGCCACUUUUGAGCCUGAUGAUGGAACGAGACUUGAUUACAUUGGGGGUGAAGGGUCAAAUUAUCCCCGAAAAUUUUCCACUGCUCCUGGUAUGACAGAUCCAGGUGCAUGGAGGACUGCAACAGAAGAGUGGGGAACCGAGGACUGGAAUGAAGAUCUUUCAGAGACUAAAAUUUUUACUGCUUCCAGUGUAUCUGCGGUGCCUCUUCCUUCUGAAAGUGUAACGAUCACAGCAGGGCAAAGGAUUGACUUGGCUGUACUGUUGGGAAAGAGCCCUUCAUCCUUAGAGAAUGAGACAUCCAGCUUAGACUCUUCUCAAAAUGCUUCUCUCUCACAGCCGCUAGUGUUUAGCAACUCUAAACAGAGCACUAUCUCUCAGCCCAGUCCUGGAAGCAGCUUCUCCCACCAUAACAUGGUCAGCAUAUUGAGCAAAAGCUUUGGGGAGUCAGAGUCUAAAGGUGGUAGCACCACUGGCUCUCAGUUCCUAGAGCAGUUCAAGACUGCGCAGGCGCUGGCACAGCUAGCUGCUCAACAUUCUCAGUCAGAAGGAAACAACACCACCUGGGAUCUUGGAUCUGCAACACAGCCCCCUUCCCUUGGACAGUACGACCUCAAGAGCUCCUCAGACCCAUUUAGUAAACGUCAGAACUUUCCCCCGGCUUCCACCAUGAUGGAAGUAUACAUGCAGGAGAAGAUGCCAGUGGUCACUACUGCUUCAGCUGUGCCAGUCUGCCCAUCUUCUCCUUUACCAGGCAAGACCAACUCUGCUCCCCAAAUGUCCCCAGGAUCCUCUGAAAAUCAGUCUGGCAGCCCCCAGCCUGCUCAUCAGAAGAUAAAACAGCAAAAAAAGAAGGCUUCCCUGACAUCAAAGAUACCUGCUCUAGCCGUUGAGAUGCCUGGCUCCUCUGACAUCACUGGGCUAAACCUGCAGUUUGGGGCUUUGCAGUUUGGUUCUGAGCCUGUCUUGCCAGAGUAUGAAUCCUUACCCACCACCAAUGCAUCUGUGAAUCAAUCCCAGAACAGCCUGUACACAAGCCCUGCAAGUGAGACCUCAAGCUCUGUAGUAACCAACCAGAGCCCAGAGACCGUGUACCCGGGCAGCAGUAUACAAACCGCAACAUUUACCUCUCAGAGCAGUGCUCCAGGCCCCCUGUACGAGCAGCGGUCCACACAGACCCGGCGGUAUCCCAACCCAAUUUCCUCCUCUCCACAGAAAGAUCUCAGUCAAGCUAAAAAUGGCUUUGGUUCUGUGCAACCCUCUACGAUGCAGGCUUCUGUUGCAGUGGAUGUUCCCUCUGUACCUGCGGUAAAAGCAGAUUCGCCAUCAGCUCCCAUCGUAGUACCUCUUAAUGACCCAGUGUCUGCGUCCUCUAUAUUGACCACUGCAGCCCCCCAUUCCUCACAGCUUAGCAGUCUGGGUCACACAGAGGAGCUGCAGAACACAGCCGCGUCCACACAGCUCAGCAGCAGUACGUUAACAUCACAGCAUCAAGCGCCAACAUCUUCUGCAUCAAGAACUUCUGUGGCAACUACGCCUCUGCACACCAGUGUGGAGAAUGAGACUGGCCUCCACUCAUCUGUUGCUACCUUCUCCACGGCCUCCAGCACAGUCCCCAACCCUCCUCCUGCCUCCGCCCCCUCCAGCCUGAAUGUCAGCAGCCUUGGACUGGGGCUAAGCAGUAGCUCAACCAUCGUCCCGUCAACACGUAGCUCUAUUGCAACCUCAUCAGGUAAAGCGCCCCCAAAUCUUCCCCCAGGUGUCCCCCCGUUGUUACCAAAUCCAUACAUCAUGGCUCCUGGUCUGUUACAUGCAUAUCCUCCUCAAGUUUACGGCUAUGAAGACCUUCAGAUGCUGCAAACAAGGUUCCCAUUGGAUUAUUAUAGCAUACCCUUUCCCACACCAAACACUCCUCUGACUGGAAGGGACACCAGCCUAACGAGUAACCCUUACUCAGGUGACCUUGCCAAAUUUGGCCGUGCAGAUGCAUCCUCCCCAGCUCCAGCAACAACAUUGGCACAGCCACAGCAGAGUCAGACCCAGGGGCAUCACACUGCGCAGCAAACAUUCCUCAACCCAGGCCUGCCUCCAGGGUACAGCUACACCAGCCUGCCCUACUACACCGGGGUUCCAGGGCUCCCCAGCACUUUCCAGUACGGUCCCGCCGUGUUCCCAGUGGCUCCUACCUCUUCCAAGCAGCACGGGGUGAAUGUUGGGGUCAACACAUCAGCCGCUGCUUUUCAGCAAGCUCCUGCCUACGGCUCCCAUGGAUACAGUGCUGGUGUGUCAGUCACCUCAAGUAACACCGGAGUCCCCGAUAUCUCUGGGUCUGUCUAUUCUAAAACACAGCAAUCUUUCGAGAAGCAGGGAUUCCACACCGGUACCCCAGCCACUUCCUUUAACCUCCCCUCAGCCCUAGGAAGUGGUGGACCCAUAAACCCAGCCACAGCAGCAGCUUAUCCCCCAGCUCCCUUCAUGCACAUUUUGGCCCCUCACCAGCAGCCUCACUCGCAGAUCCUACACCAUCAUCUCCAACAGGACGCUCAGCUGCCACAUUUGCAGAUAUUGUGUUACCAACUGCUGCAAGAUGAUCAGAGUGGUGCUGGUCAGCGGAACCAAGGACCCUCCAUGCCACAGAAGUCUCAGGCCAACAAAUCGGCGUACAGCAGCUACAGUUGGGGAACCAACUAACAGCAGGCUAUGCCACCCACAAUUGGGUGUAGGACAAAGGCACGACAGGAGCAGCACAUACGUCAAGAAUAUCCUCUCUCCCCUGCCCCACAGAGCCUUACUGGCUCUAUCCAUCCUUAUUGUUAUAUGUAAUAUAGAAUUUGUAUUUUUUCUCCCAAUUUUCUGCAGUCGGAUUUUGAAAAGCUCGCUAUUUAAAGAGAGUGCUGGUUUAUUUUUUUGUUAUCCUAUUUUUUUUUCUUUUUCUUUUCCUUCCUUAUCUCUUUUUCAGAGGUAAGAGAAGAGAAAGGGCCAGCUCUCUCUUGUGAGCAGUCUCUGUAUACCUAGGAUGGAUUGCUACGAAAUUUGCAUUGUAUGCUGAAUUAGUUGACGUGUUUUUUGUACUGUGUUAUAAAUUUAAUGGAUUAAUGUGUCUUGUAUAUAUAAAAGAAAAACACAGCUGCAUUUCUGAAUGGCCUCAAAUUUAUUUAUAUUUGCGUUUUAGUAACUAUUAAACUUUUUUUUCUGUCUCUGUAA
Molecule: messenger RNA, 3980 nt
Organism: Bombina bombina (fire-bellied toad)
Lineage: Eukaryota; Metazoa; Chordata; Amphibia; Anura; Bombinatoridae
Gene: UBAP2L
Product: ubiquitin associated protein 2 like
Exons: 29
Coding region: 111-3467 (1118 amino acids)
Cellular component (GO): cytoplasm; nucleus
Molecular function (GO): protein binding
Source: RefSeq, a predicted model, not a curated record